GAGUUGAGGUUUGAGCAGGGCUCUCGUGUGCGCAGCUGAAGCUAGGUUUCCGCGGUGAAGUAGACGAAUAGAGAGCGACGAACAAACGGAACGGAGAUAUGAACGGUUUUCUCGUCCCGUUCUCACUUUAAUCUUGACAAAUGUGAGCUAGACAACGUGACAUUUUCAUCUAAGUUUUUAGACGUAACGUGUUGCCUAUUUUGGAGUGCUUUGUUGUUUUCAGAGUUUAAGAAAGGUCGAACGCGCCGCGCAACAACUGCAGGCAGCGUUUGAUUAUUCCCGUGGCGGAAUAUUUUGGUGGACAGUCACAGUCCGACACAUUGCGCACUGGAUAUUCAAAACAUUUAGAAGUUGCGAUUGGUGUCACAUUUCUCCGUGACUUUUAGGUAUGCCUGUGGUUGUCAGCGCGUCUCCGGACAGGUAACCAGGUGUGUUGCUGGUGCCAUGGCAACGCCAGAGCUGCGUCUGUUGCCUGUCAUUGUGGUUACUAUCGUCCUGGUGGUGUUGUCGGCUGCGGAUGACCACGAGUGGCACUUUAAACCAGCUCAGUGUCGUUAUGCCCUGGGGAUGGAGGACGGCACCAUCCCUGACUCUGACAUCACAGCCUCCAGCGCCUGGUCAGACUCUACUGAGGCCAAACACGGCAGGUUGAGUACAGGAGAGGGAGACGGUGCAUGGUGUCCUGCAGGAGCAGUGUUCCCCAGUGCUUCAGAGUACCUCCAGGUGGACCUGCGCUCGCUGCACUUCCUGGCUCUGGUGGGUACCCAGGGUCGCCAUGCCGACGGGCACGGCCAGGAGUUUGCCCGCAGCUACCGGCUUCGUUACUCCCGAGACGGACGCACCUGGAUCACCUGGAAGGACCGCUGGGGGCAGGAGGUGGUGUCUGGGAAUGAGAACACCUAUGAUGUGGUUCUGAAGGACCUGGGUCCACCCAUUGUUGCCCGUUAUGUCCGCUUCUACCCCCUGGCAGACCGGGUCAUGAGCGUCUGUCUACGAGUGGAGCUCUAUGGCUGUCUGUGGAACGAUGGCCUGUUGGUGUACACAGCUCCAGUGGGUCAUGUGAUGCACCUGUCUGGCUCACCUGUGUACCUCAACGAUUCUACCUACGAUGGCAGCAUAGAGGCAGGGGUUCAGUUCGGAGGCCUGGGCCAGCUGUUUGACGGUGUGUUAGGAGGGGAUGACUUCACAGAGACCAAGGAGCUGAGGGUGUGGCCGGGGUAUGACUACCUGGGCUGGAGCAGAGAGGCUCUGGGGCAGGGCAGCGUUGACAUCGAGUUCCACUUCGAAAAGACACGCAGCUUCCACACCAUGCAGGUCCACAGUAAUAACCGCCACACCCAGGGUGUGAGGGUCUUCAGUAAGGUAGAGUGUCAGUUUAAACCUGGCCUGUUACUCCCCUGGUCCUCGCCCCCCCUCUCUCUGGCUGUACCCCUGGAGGACCUGAAGGACCCCUCCUCACGCCCCAUCUCCCUGCCCCUGGGGGGUCGCCCCGCCCAGAUCUUACGCUGCCAGUUUGCCUUCGCAGACCGAUGGAUGCUCAUCUCUGAGAUCUCCUUCUACUCUGAGCCGUAUGGGGAGGGUGUCGACCCCGUGGACACGGGCUCUGCUCUUCCUGCUCUUCCUGCUCCUCCGGUCUCCUCCGCUACUCCUCCUCCUCCUGUCUUCCCCUCCUCCGUCAGCCCCGCCCUCAACCACAACUCCUCCAACUUCACUAGCGUUCCCUCAGAACCCCCCACCACCAACCCCAUGAUGGACAGCACGGGUAACAGCACACUGUCAGGGGCCGACUUCGUUGCUGUGAGCCCGAGGGCGGGCCUUCCUGUCGCCAAGGACGACAGCAGCAACACAGCCAUCCUGAUUGGCUGCCUGGUGGGCAUCAUCCUGCUGCUAUUGACUGUGAUCGCUGUCAUUCUGUGGAGGCAAUACUGGAAGAAGAUACUGGGCAAGGCCCAGGGCAGUCUGUCCAGUGACGAGUUGCGUGUCCAUCUGUCCGUCCCCUCGGACAACGUGGUGAUCAACAACACACACAGCUACUCCAGCCGCUACCAGCGUAUACACACAUUCCCUGACGACAGGGACAGGGAGCGCUGCGACGGAGAGGGAGAGUACCAGGAGCCCAGCGCACUGCUCCGACCACUAGACCACACUGGACGAGACAGCACCGGACGAGACAGCACCGCCUUGCUGUUAAACAACCCAGCCUAUGACCUCCUCCUGUCAGAUCAGAGGCAGCAUGGCUCAGGCUCCUCGUGGCCCCUAACCGUCCCAUUGGCCAGGGCCAGCUCCUCUCACCCUCAGGAGAAGAGCCUCAAUAAUGGGGCCCAGGCCUGUGGUAUGGACUUGGAGAAGGGCUUGCCCCCCACCCAGGAGGAGCCUCCCCCGUACCCCGAUGCUCCUCCUUACCCGGCCCUGUCUCCCCCCUUCCCCGCCAGCGUGCCCCACUAUGCAGAGGCGGACAUCGUUAGCCUGCAGGGCGUCAGUGGUAACAACACAUAUGCAGUGCCAGCCCUGACCUCCCCCAGCCCCACUGCAGCAGACUGCACCCCCCUGCCUGAACUGCCCCGACACUGUCUGGUCUUCAAGGAGAAACUGGGAGAAGGACAGUUUGGAGAGGUGCACCUGUGUGAGAUAGAGAGCCCUCAGGACCUGCCUAACCUGGAGUUCCCUUUCAACGUGAGGAAAGGACGCCCUCUGCUGGUGGCUGUUAAGAUACUGCGCCCUGACGCCUCCAAGAACGCCAGGAAUGACUUCCUAAAGGAGGGGAAGAUUCUGUCUCGUCUGAAGGACCCCAACAUCAUCCGUCUGUUGGGAGUGUGUGUGAGCAGCGAUCCUCUCUGUAUGGUCACAGAGUACAUGGAGAGUGGAGACCUCAACCAGUACCUCUCACACAGAGUCCUGCUGGACAAGACUGGACCCACACACAACACCCCCACCAUCAGUUACCCUGCUCUGAUCGCCAUGGCCAGUCAGAUAGCUUCAGGGAUGAAGUUUCUGUCGUCUCUGAACUUCGUGCACCGUGACCUGGCCACAAGAAACUGCCUGGUGGGGGGUGAGAAGGGCGAGAGCGGGGGCGACCGGGGCGGGGAGCGACCCAUCAAGAUCGCCGACUUUGGGAUGAGCAGAAACCUGUAUGCUGGAGACUAUUACCGCAUCCAGGGGCGGGCUGUGCUGCCUAUACGAUGGAUGGCCUGGGAGUGUAUCCUGAUGGGGAAGUUCACCACAGCCAGUGACGUGUGGGCGUUUGGUGUGACUCUGUGGGAGAUGCUGAGUGUGUGUCAGGAGCAACCCUACUCCAACCUGACUGAUGAACAGGUCAUAGACAAUGCUGGAGAGUUCUUCAGGGACCACGGAAGACAGGUGUAUCUGAGCAGACCAGAUGUGUGUCCUCAGGGUCUCUAUGACCUCAUGCUGAGCUGCUGGAACCGGGACUGCAAGCUCCGCCCCUCAUUUUCCCACAUUCACUCCUUCCUCACAGAGGAUGCCAUGAACAUGGUGUAGAGAGAGAGAGAGAGAGAGAGGGGAAUGGAAGAGUGAGAUGGAGAGAGAGGGAUGAGAGACGACGACGACUCCGACCUUCAUUCCCCCAUUCAUCAUAGAGAUGAGUGCUUUGAGCGAGGGAUGUGUGUAGAAGUGGUGGAGGUAGAGAGGGAGAGGUGUACAGUAGAGGGAUGGGUGUAGAAGUGGUGGAGGUGUAGAGGGAGAGGUGUACAGUAGAGGGAUGGGUGUAGAAGUGGUGGAGGUGUAGAGGGAGAGGUGUACAGUAGAGGGAUGGGUGCCUGCUUGUAUAUUUUGUAUUUCUCUAUGAUGGGCGGAUGGGGCUGAGACACCGCUGGUUCGGUUUUCACUCCCACGAGACAGACGAAUUUGUAACGCUGAUUAACUUUUAUCAAAGAAUAUCAACAAUACCAAUCUGAUUAUGUAUCAAUGUCAGACUUUAACACUCUGAAAUGUGAUCAUAGUUUAAUAGCAUAUUAACAUUUUGGGAUAAAGUUAAUAACACAUCGUCCUAUAUAGAUAUUUUAUUACUUGACAUGCUAAUGUUUUUGGUAUUGUAUAAAUCAUGUGCUAGGGUUACUGGUGAAGGUCUAUAUAUAUUCUCAUACUGUCAACAUUUCUCCAUCUCACAACGGUACGCACACAUUUUUCACACAGAGGUGAAAUUGCACACAAGGUUUGCUGUCUUAGUACUAUAUAUAAAACGAGUAUGUCCCAGUAAACUCCAGUAUGUUUCACUAGUUUUCAGUAUAUAACCCAGUUCUUCCCAGACCCUUAUUCCCAAACCCUCCAUCCCAGACCCUUAUUCCCAGCCCUAAACCCUCCACCCCAGACCCUUAUUCCCAGCCCCAAACCCUCCAUCCCAGACCCUUAUUCCCAGCCCCAAACCCUCCAUCCCAGACCCUUAUUCCCAGCCCCAAACCCUCCAUCCCAGACCCUUAUUCCCAGCCCCAAACCCUCCACCCCAGACCCUUAUUCCCAGCCCCAAACCCUCCACCCCAGACCCUUAUUCCCAGCCCUAAACCCUCCACCCUAGACCCUUAUUCCCAGCCCUAAACCCUCCACCCUAGAUCCUUAUUCCCAGCCCCAAACCCUCCAUCCCAGACCCUUAUUCCCAGCCCCAAACCCUCCACCCCAGACCCUUAUUCCCAGCCCCAAACCCUCCACCCCAGACCCUUAUUCCCAGCCCCAAACCCUCCAUCCCAGACCCUUAUUCCCAGCCCCAAACCCUCCAUCCCAGACCCUUAUUCCCAGCCCUAAACCCUCCACCCCAGACCCUUAUUCCCAGCCCCAAACCCUCCACCCCAGAUCCUUAUUCCCAGCCCCAAACCCUCCAUCCCAGACCCUUAUUCCCAGCCCCAAACCCUCCAUCCCAGACCCUUAUUCCCAGCCCCAAACCCUCCAUCCCAGAUCCUUAUUCCCAGCCCCAAACCCUCCACCCCAGACCCUUAUUCCCAGACCCAAACCCUCCAUCCCAGACCCCAGUCUAAGGUUCGGUCUCUGGUCUCAUGGAGCCAGACGAGGCUGAAUAUUGCAUUAUAUUCCUCUGGCCUACCCGUUACGCCUGAGCUUUAAAGUCUGGCAAGCAGAAUGAUGGUAUCUCAUACACAGGCCAGUAGCAGACACAGCAACAGGUGUUCCACCAGCAAUCUGUAACACACACAAUACUGUCAGUCAGCUGCUCAGCCCAGACUAGGCUGGCAUUAUGACUAUAUUCUGCCUCCCUCUCCACCCACCUCAGUAUCUCACCACUCCGUAAGCCUUUCAUUCUGCAGUCUCACAUCUGAUCCACUCUGAGCUGUAACUAUGGAGUUAUACUGGACUGAUGUGGACUGAUCUGGGCUCGAGGACUCUUUCCAGGACAGGAAGUGUGUGGUUGUUACCAUAGAGAUAUGGUUGUUACUCUACCAGACCUCCAAACUGAAACCCUUUGGACCUCCAUUGCCAGAGAGAACUGACUGGUGUCACGUGACGUGAGCCUCACUGACUGGUGUCACGUGACGUGAGCCUCACUGACUGGUGUCACGUGACGUGAGCCUCACUGACUGAGAACAGGUACAGCAGGGGAGGUGCACUGUGAACGGCUACAACCAAUGAGACUUGAACUUAACAGAAGAGAGACAUCCUUCCUUAUGGGAGCUGGAAAAGUACAGCCCACAGCAACACACACUGAAAGACAGACAACACUGCCUGCGCUGUGACAUCACAUGUGAAACUGACAGUUGUUUGGUGACUAGCUGAUGGAACAUGGAUGGACAGAUGGAUUGACGACUAGAGGGGAGUGGGGGCUGAUAUAUAUAAAUGACCAUUUUCAUGUGUAAGUGAGGUGAGCGAAUUGAUGAUUUUCUACCAGCGAUGGAUAGCGGAGCUGGGUCUGACUCAGUGACCCAGAUGGAGAAAGGAGGUUCAUGUAUAUGUCCAAUACACUACCAGCUGCACUUUAAAGGCUGUUUCUGGCCGCACACCCCAGUACCUGCACUAGAAUACUAGUUGUGGCCAGUCUUGGGGCAUAGUUACAGUACUUGUAGUUUAACAACUAAUUAACAACACUUUCAGAGUAGGUCCCCCAACACUGGUAUGUAUGUUGGAGCGUACAGACAGUCUGGAUCCCCUUGGCGUUAGAACCCAUAGCAGUCCAACAUGGCAUUGCUGGUCAAAAUAGAUGUAGUUCUAAACAGAAAAACAGGUCAGUGUCUUGUGAUUUAUCUACUUAAAGUUUAUCAUUCAUGAUUCAUUUCAGUGGAUUGUUGUUCAAAUAGAACCGCCCCUCAUAAAAGGUGUUCUAAAGGAGGAAAAUAAAGGUUUGGAAAACCUCUGUCUGCAUUAUGAGGAAAGGCAGAGUACACCAAAUGCUCAUCCCCAAACUGUCAGUGUUACAUAGAUACCCAGCAAUAGGGAAAAGAUCAGACCUUAAUGGUUAAAACGUCAAAAUCACAACAAAUUUAACACUCACUAACAACUGUAUCCAAAGCCUUUUAGUUUGUCAGUAACCUUUCAUCUACAUUAUCCCAACAUAAGUUGCCCGUGGUGGACUCUACCUUACUGAUUGUAGUUCUGUAUAAUGUGUCAGGCUUAAUCAAGAUUAUCAAAUAAUCCUUGUUUACUGAUUGAAUGAGUAUGAAUGGUGGUGCCAUACGAAUACAGUAUGUGUCUCGAUUGACCUUUUUUGAUACACUGUAGCCCAACUAAACCCAUAUUUGUAUAUAUAUAUUUCCUGUAUAUGUACUUAGAAUCUCCUUGUCAGUGAUGAUGUCAUCCUUUGUCUUUGAAGAUGAACCUGAUGUGUACAUAUUCUAAGGACAGAAUUUUUAUUUUGUUGACUAAUAUAUGGAAUUUCUUUGUUACAGUUGGUCUCUUCUUUUUGUUCCUUUGUAGAAAGCUUGCUACAUUACCUUGAUGCCAUUGUAAUUCAUUGGGUUGUCUAUUUUUGUAGUUUUAAUAAAGUUAACCUUUCCAAAUAAA
Molecule: messenger RNA, 6957 nt
Organism: Salmo salar (Atlantic salmon)
Lineage: Eukaryota; Metazoa; Chordata; Actinopteri; Salmoniformes; Salmonidae
Gene: ddr1
Product: discoidin domain receptor tyrosine kinase 1
Biological process (GO): positive regulation of neuron projection development; multicellular organism development; cell surface receptor protein tyrosine kinase signaling pathway
Cellular component (GO): plasma membrane; signaling receptor complex
Molecular function (GO): ATP binding; collagen binding; protein tyrosine kinase collagen receptor activity
Source: RefSeq, a predicted model, not a curated record